Anoplopoma fimbria (sablefish) is the source of this 1706-nucleotide messenger RNA. RefSeq names its product mediator complex subunit 4 (gene med4). NCBI's taxonomy places the organism in Eukaryota, Metazoa, Chordata, Actinopteri, Perciformes, Anoplopomatidae. The transcript is spliced from 7 exons. The record is from RefSeq and is a predicted model, not a curated record. Gene Ontology annotation, biological process: regulation of transcription by RNA polymerase II. Gene Ontology annotation, molecular function: transcription coregulator activity. Gene Ontology annotation, cellular component: mediator complex; core mediator complex. The coding region runs from base 39 to 800 and encodes 253 amino acids.
UCACUUCCGGUCCUGCGCAGAAGCGACGGGAGCCAAACAUGGCGGCGGUGGUGGAGAAAUCAACGAAAGAGCGUCUGCUGUCUGUGCUGGAUGAUCUGGAGGUCUUAUCCCGGGAGUUGAUCGAGAUGUUGGCUCUGUCCAGGAGUCAGAAGCUGCCUCAGCCUGGAGAGGACACCCAGAUCCUGGAGCUGCUGGUGCAAAGGGACAGGGAGUUUCUGGAGCUGAUGGAGGUAGCUCAGCAGCAGGGGAAAGUUCAUCAGGAGAUGCAGCAGCUGGAGAAGGAGGUGGAGAAGAGAGACAGCGACAUCCAGCAGCUCCAGAAGCAGCUGAAGGAGGCUGAACACAUCCUGGCCACUGCUGUUUACCAGGCAAAAGAGAAACUCAAAUCCAUCGACAAAGCCAGGAAAGGAAGUAUCUCUUCAGAGGAAAUCAUCAAGUAUGCUCACCGAAUCAGUGCCAGUAACGCUGUGUGUGCGCCGCUCAACUGGGUACCAGGUGAUCCACGCAGACCCUAUCCUACUGACCUGGAAAUGCGCAGUGGAAUGCUGGGUCACAUGGCCAACCUGCCGACCAACGGCGUGAAUGGUCAUCUGCCAGGUGACGCUCUGGCUGCUGGGAGGUUGCCAGACGUCUUGACGCCUCACUACCCGUGGCAGUCCUCGGACGUCUCCGUGGGGAUGCUUCCUCCUCACCACGGCAACGACUUCGGCCUGGAGCCUCCGGGUCACAACAAGGAGAACGAAGACGACGUGGAAGCCAUGUCGACCGAUUCCUCCAGCAGCAGCAGCGAUUCUGACUGAAAGACACUCGGUGUGUGAGUGUGUGUGUGCGAGUGCGAGUGUGUCUGUGUGUGUUUGAGAGGUCACCACUGAGCAACAACUGAUCAAAUAUUUACAUCUUUGAUUAGACUAGUGCUUGAGAUUAUCAUGUUAUUUUUCUAUUUGGAUUCUCUCAUUAAUAAUAAGGUUACAUUCAUUCUAGCUCCUCUUCUCAGGACUGUUUAUAACUGGUCCAGUGUGGCCAAGCAGUGAGAGGGUUGAAGAAAUGAUUAUUAUAGUUAUAUCAGUCAGUCGUUCACAUAAGAGAUAAUCUGGGGCAUAUUUAAAGACAUAAUCUGCUGUCUGUGUGGCUUUAAACAGUCAGAGGCAGCUGAUCCUCCAGCGUCAGAGCUUUCAGUGUUUCUACUGACGUCAAGUGAAGGUGUGUGUCACGAUUGUUUGGCCAAUUAUUGGACAUUUUAUUUCAAGGGACAAUUCAACAGUUUGGAAAUUAGUCUCUUUACUUUUUUGCUGAGAUAGAUGAGAAGAUUGAUACCUCUCUUUAACUAUUCCUUAACAGCCUGUUAACAGUUUGAACAUUUAAGUUAAAACAAAUAAGGUACAGUUUAAACACACUGUACAAAUAAGGGUGCCCGAUGUGCUUUAAUUGUAUAUAAUUUAAACACACUGUACAAAUAAGAAAGAUGAACUCCUAUCAUAGACUUCUACAUGAAGAUGUGAUUAUUCUAAUAUCCUUUUUAAAAAAACACGCUGAAGCCAAAAUUUGACCUCUCUUGCUCUUUGGUGACCGGUUACCUGUGUUUGAAGUGUGUAACUCAUUUUUGUCAGUUUUAGCGUGAAUGUCCCACGUGUAUUGUGGGGGUUGUUGAAUAACAAUAUCGGACUAAUGCUGUUAAUUUACCUCUGUGUAAAUAAGAUUGUAAAUAC